GCAUAUUGUAAACUGUGAUAGUUGUGUUGUGCCUUUUAGUUAUACAAGUUAUUAAAUUAUUAUAUAACCUACAACAAUGGUUUUAGCCAAAAAAUAUGUAGUGAUAACUCCGUUUGUAGGGGAACCGAAGCCUGAAAAUUUUAUAACUGUUGAAGAAGAAAUAAGGCCUCUAGAGAAAAGUGAAUUUUUAGCUGAAGCGCUGUACAUAAGUGUAGAUCCUUAUCAGAGGGUGAAGCUUGGAAACACAUUCCCUUGCGACAUGAUUGGAGGACAAAUUGCGAGAAUAACCGAAAGCCAAAAUCCGGAUUACCCGGUAGGCGCAUUGGUUAUGGGCCACUUCGGUUGGCGGACGCAUACGAUAGUACACCCCGACAACGCGAAGCUGUGCGGUCAAAAGCCCUACAUGUACUUAUUGCCAGAUUUCGGAGAACUGCCCGUUUCGUUGGGGCUGGGUGUGUGUGGGAGAGUUGGCAAUACUGCGUACUUCGGUUUUACGGAAAUCUGCAAGCCGGUAGCUGGAGAAACCGUGGUGGUGUCGGGGGCAGCGGGCGCCGUAGGCUCACACGUUGGACAAAUUGCUAAAAUUAUAGGUUGCAAAGUAAUCGGUAUCGCCGGGUCCGACGACAAAUGCGUCUGGCUGGUCAACGAGUUAGGCUUCGACUCCGCGGCCAACUACAAAACUGUAAACAUUGCAGACUACCUUAAAAAGAACGCUCCCAACGGCGUAGACUGUUACUUUGACAACGUCGGAGGGGAAAUCAGCAGCACUGUGGUGGCGCAUAUGAACGAGUUCGGGAGGGUCGCCGUGUGCGGGGCUAUCUCAGUCUAUAAUGAAACUGAUCCUAUGAAGCGUAAAGGUACCUUUCUUCAACCGUUCAUAGUCGGGAAACAAUUGAAAAUCGAAGGAUUCCAAGUUAACAGAUUUGCUGAGCGCACUGCAGAAGGCAUACGACAGAAUUUGCAAUGGGUGAAAGAAGGGAAACUGAAAUAUAAGAACCAUAUCUACGACGGAUUUGAAUCUACGGUAGAUGCAUUUAUAGGUUUAUUCAAAGGAGAUAAUACGGGGAAAUCUAUUGUUAAAGUAAAUUAAAGCAAACGCUAUAUUGAAAUGUCAAAUAUUAAAAAUAAAUGUAUUAGGUACAUUAUAAAGCACUUACAUUAUAUA
Cydia amplana is the source of this 1165-nucleotide messenger RNA. Its product is annotated as prostaglandin reductase 1-like. Gene Ontology annotation, biological process: prostaglandin metabolic process. The record is from RefSeq and is a predicted model, not a curated record. Gene Ontology annotation, cellular component: cytoplasm. NCBI's taxonomy places the organism in Eukaryota, Metazoa, Arthropoda, Insecta, Lepidoptera, Tortricidae. Gene Ontology annotation, molecular function: 15-oxoprostaglandin 13-reductase [NAD(P)+] activity; 2-alkenal reductase [NAD(P)H] activity. The coding region runs from base 77 to 1090 and encodes 337 amino acids. The transcript is spliced from 6 exons.